AUGCGUUUCCAGGCAACCGCGGGCCACGGCGUCACUUCCUGCCAUUUAAACUCGGGUCCCCACCCCUCGCUGCCCCUACUCUGCGCUUCAAGUCCCCCUCCCCUCGGUCGUGGGCUUCAUUCACGCUUCCCGGGGCUUGGGGAGGGGGCGGAGGCCCGGCGCGCCCAGCCGCCCGAGUCUGCUGGGCGCCGCGCGCACCUGUUGUUCGUAGAGCCCGCGACCCUCCGUCCAGCUCUCGGCCGGUGGCGGCUGCAGCGACCGCUGCACAGCCGGCCCGGUUACCUGGGAUAUCUAAUUAAAAAGGGACAAAGAAUGCUCUCGGAUGCUCGAAAAGAGACUGUCUUGCGCAUCCCAAAGCCUACAACUCCGAGACAGGUGCGGGACUUCCUCGGGUCAGCUGGAUUCUGCAGAUUGUGGAUCCCAGGUUUUGCAGAAAUGGCCAAGCCACUCUACGCGGCCACCAAAAACAAAGAGCCCUUCCGGUGGGAUGAGGAAGCCGAAAAGGCAUUCCUACAGAUAAAAAGGGCCCUCCUGUCAGCCCCUGCCCUAGGGCUACCAGACCUCUCUAAGCCUUUCCAUCUGUUCUUAGACGAACACAAAGGCAUAGCAAAGGCUGUUCUGACCCAAAGACUUGGACCCUGGCCCCGACCGGUAGCAUACCUCUCAAAGAAGUUAGACCCAUUAGACCCAGUGGCCGCAGGAUGGCCUCCUUGCCUACGGAUAAUAGCGGCAACUGCGCUAAUGGUCAAAGACGCAGAUAAACUGUCUCUAGGCCAAGAGCUACACGUCACCACCCCGCACGCCAUAGAAGGGGUACUCCAACAGCCUCCUGACAGGUGGAUGAGCAACUCAAGAAUGGUCCAUUACCAAGGGCUCCUUUUGAACCCGACUCCGAUCAUGUACACUCCUCCACGGGUCCUAAACCCCGCAACCUUGCUGCCAACUCCUGAUCUAGACACCCCACUUCACGAUUGUGUCAACAUCCUGGCUCAGGUACACGGAACGAGGGAAGACCUACGAGAUCAACCCUUGCCGGACACUGAGAUUACUUGGUUCACCGACGGGAGCAGCUUUAUCCACCAAGGACAGAGAUAUGCAGGGGCAGCUGUGACCUCAGAGACAGAGGUAAUCUGGGCAAGCGCUUUGCCACCAGGCACUUCUGCUCAGAAGGCUGAACUGAUUGCCCUGACGCAAGCCUUAAAUCUGGGGCGAGACAAAAAGCUAACUGUAUAUACAGACAGCCGUUAUGCCUUUGCAACAGCCCACGUACAUGGGGCGAUAUACCGAGAGAGGGGACUACUUACAGCAGAGGGCAAAAACAUAAAAAAUAAAAACGAAAUAAUAGCCCUACUAAAAGCCAUAUGGGCCCCAAAGAAACUGGCUAUUGUUCAUUGCCCAGGGCACCAAAAAGUAACUGAUCCCAUCUCGAGGGGGAAUAACACAGCUGAUCCAGCAGCCCGACAGGCAGCACAACAGCCAGAUCUAGCUUGGAUACGCGGACUCCCAAAUACCCAAACCAAAACGAGUCAUGGAAAUUGGCAAUGGGACUCCAAAGGACACCUCAUAUUACCUAAAGAGUUAGGACGACAAAUUCUGACCAAAAUACAUUCAACCACCCACAUGGGGUCACGAAGGUUACAGGACUUAGUCUGGCUCCAAAAAAUUACUUUCAAAGACAAAUUCAAAGAGAUAGAGAAGAUGACUUCAACCUGCUCAGCGUGUCAACUGCAAAACGCCUACCCUCACCCUACAUCCGAAGGGGCCCAUGAAAGGGGGGCUAUACCAGGGGCAUACUGGGAGGUAGACUUCACAGAAGUAAAACCUACAAAAUAUGGUUACAAAUACUUACUGGUGUUCAUAGAUACUUUUUCAGGAUGGACAGAGGCGUUUCCUGCUAAGAACGAGACUGCACAGGUAGUAGCGAAGAAAUUAUUAGAAGAAAUUCUACCAAGGUAUGGAUUUCCUGCAAUGAUAGGGUCAGAUAACGGACGUGCUUUUGUUUCCAAAGUAAGUCAGGGAUUGGCUUCCAUACUUGGGGCAGAUUGGAAAUUACAAUGUGCAUAUAGGCCCCAAAGCUCAGGACAGGUUGAGAGAAUGAAUCGGACUCUAAAGGAGACCCUGACCAAAUUGACCAUGGAGACUGGCACUAAUUGGGUAGUCUUACUCCCCUACGCUCUGUAUAGGGUACAAAACUCCCCUUACAAGUUAGGCUUCACCCUCUAUGAGAUCAUGUUUGGUAGACCUACGCCUGUCAUACCCGACCUCAAAUCUAACCUAAUCCAGGCCGACCGAGAUUAUAAUUUUCUGUUAUCUCUUAAAGCUUUAGAGCAAGCCCACAAAGAGAUUUGGCCUCAUCUAAAGGAACUAUAUAAAACCAGGCCCCCACCGGAGCCUCAUCCCUUCCAGCCGGGAGACUGGGUCCUCAUCAGACGACAUCGCCAAGAGACUCUCGAACCCCGGUGGAAGGGACCAUACCAGGUCAUCCUGACAACCCCCACGGCCAUCAAAGUCGACAACGUCCCCGCCUGGAUUCAUCACACUCACGCCAAACCUGUCAACCCAGUGGAUUUCAGCAUCAAAGAGGACGUUGCUUGGACUGUCGACCUCGACAAGGACAAUCCCCUAAAACUGACCCUGCGCCAAAAAGCAGCUAAGUUAUAACCAUGAGGCUCACCAUACUUACUCUUGUUCUCACCUUACACAUCUUAACUGUAAACUCUAACCCACACCAGCCCUUUAAUCUCACCUGGGCAAUUAUAGAUACCGCCUCCGGAGACACCUUAAUACAAUAUACCUCGAUAGGUCCCAAAAAUACCUGGUUCCCUGAUCUAACUCUUGACCUACAGGAUUUACCAUUAAGAUCUAGAAACCCGGCUGAACGUAGAGAACAAUGAUUCUAUGUAUGCCCGGGACAUAAAAACACCCGACAGGGCUUGGAGACAAGAAUGUGGGGGGGCUGAUUACUACUUUUGUGCAGCAUGGUCAUGCGUUAGCACUGGAGAUAUUUGGUGGUCUGCACCAGUUAAAGAUGACCUUAUUACCGUUCGCAGAGCAGACCAAAGACCUACGAGUGGUCGUAGCCGAUGUACCGGAAAAAAAUGCAAUCCCAUAAUCAUUGCAUUUACCGAGAAGGGAAAAACUGAUACCCGUUGGGAAACUGGCCACUCAUGGGGACUACGAAUGCACACUCCAUGGCACUGGUGGCUAUCCGCUACCCUCUUCACCAUACGACUUAUUGUACGCCCUAUUACCAUUGCCAGUAUUGGUCCCAACCAGGUAAUACAUGAAAUACAUAAACCUAAAGAGACACCCACUCAAAUUCCACAACAAAACAACAGUGCUCACUCCCCUGAGGCCCCCAGUGUUUCCUCCAGACAAGAUACCAUGACAAACCCCUUAUGGAACCUACUAACAGCUACCUAUACAACCCUGAACCUGACUAACCCUAAUGCGACUAACGCUUGCUGGUUAUGCUACAAUAUAAGACCCCCUUUCUAUGAAGCCAUAGGACUCACGGCCUCAUUUAAUCUAUCCUACGAGAGAACCCCUGUAGCCUGUAAAUGGGAUCGAAAGGGACCAGGGCUCACUUUUCAAGUAGUCUCAGGUAAAGGAACCUGCAUAGGAGACUUCCUUACUACUCGACCCCAAGUCUGCACCCCUUCCAACCAGACUAUAACCCAAGCUAAUUGGAUAAUCCCACCUCCCAACGGAUGGUGGAUCUGUUCCAAAACGGGGCUCACCCCAUGUGUAAACUGGAACAUUUUUGAUGCGACCACAGAGUAUUGUAUUAUGGUAUUGGUGCUCCCUCGAGUCAUUUACCGUGAGGGAAAUGACAUAUACAACAUAUAUGAGUUAUGGACGGGAGAGUCAUCAAUUGAACAAAUAACCAGGACCAAACGGGAACCUUUCACAGCUAUAACCUUGGCCACACUGUUUGGUCUAGGUGUAAUAGGGACAGGGACCGGAAUCUCCUCUUUGGCUGUCCAACAUCAAGGGUUCACCAACCUCAGGACUGCCAUCGACGAGGACAUAGCCAGAAUAGAAGAGCCCAUCACCCAUCUAGAAAAAUCUCUUACCUCCCUAUCUGAAGUUGUCCUGCAGAACAGAAGAGGGUUAGAUCUGCUUUUUCUCCAGCAGGGAGGUCUAUGUGCAGCCUUAAAAGAAGAAUGUUGUUUUUAUGCUGACCACACCGGGGUAGUUCGAGACUCUAUGGCUAAAGUCAGAGAAGGGUUAGCAAAACGAAAACGGGAGCGAGAACAACAACAGGGGUGGUUCGAGUCUUGGUUCACCCAAUCCCCUUGGUUAACAGCCUUACUUUCAGCGAUCGCAGGACCCCUAUUGCUGUUACUCCUUCUCCUAACCUUGGGACCUUGCAUCCUCACCAGGCUCAUAACCUUCAUUCGUGGUCAACUCAACAACAUCUCCAUUAUGGUCCUCAAAACCAAAUACCAUCCAGUAAACCAUGAACAAAUUUAGGGAUCCAAGAUUGGACCCCCGGUACUAGAGAUAGGGGGGAAUGAGGGGACCAAAAACCCAGGAGAAAAAAAAAAAACAAAAAAACCCUCUAAUCUGAUGCAAUAGCCAGAGCCUGUCGCUGUAACCCCCGCCCAUUCUGCUUCUGUAAUGACGCUUGGGGCGGGACCCAAUCAAUUGGCUCCACAUGCUCAGACUUAUACUUCCGACCAAUGUCCAUUCUAUAGCUGUGAAACCCCCAGAACUUGUUUGCAUCUGCCUAUAAAGGAAAUGUAAAUCGCCAGCACGGGGCUCUCUGGUUCUCUCCCUCUACUAGCUGGGAGUGGGCAGAGGCCCAGGUUCGAACCUGCAAUAAACGACCCUUGCUUUUUGGCUUUGA
Molecule: messenger RNA, 4852 nt
Organism: Suricata suricatta (meerkat)
Lineage: Eukaryota; Metazoa; Chordata; Mammalia; Carnivora; Herpestidae
Exons: 4
Coding region: 1-2661 (886 amino acids)
Biological process (GO): DNA integration
Molecular function (GO): RNA-DNA hybrid ribonuclease activity; nucleic acid binding
Source: RefSeq, a predicted model, not a curated record